Molecule: messenger RNA, 5216 nt
Organism: Sinocyclocheilus grahami
Lineage: Eukaryota; Metazoa; Chordata; Actinopteri; Cypriniformes; Cyprinidae
Product: regulator of nonsense transcripts 2-like
Exons: 20
Coding region: 108-3578 (1156 amino acids)
Biological process (GO): nuclear-transcribed mRNA catabolic process, nonsense-mediated decay
Cellular component (GO): exon-exon junction complex; cytoplasm
Molecular function (GO): RNA binding; protein binding
Source: RefSeq, a predicted model, not a curated record
GUUUUUGAUCAGGCACCUUUGGGGACGCCAUCUUCGGGGGUCCUAAUAUUGAAAACUAUCGAGCGCCGUCGUUUACUGACUAAACUUAUGAAUAUUAACUGAAGCGCAUGAGUAGCAGUAUGCCUGCUGAACGUAAGAAGUCCGUCAACAUGGAGGAGAGAGAGAUGGGCUCCUUCAGCAACAAGGACAGAGACGCAGACAGACAGGCCGCCGCGUCCCGCGACAAGAGCAAAGACGAGACCAAGAUGAGCGCGAAGAAGGACGGAGGCAAGACGGCGGAAGAUAAGAAGAGACGGGCUGAGGAGGACAAGAGGAAGAGGGAGGAGAAGGAGCGGAAGAAGAAAGAGGAGGAGAAGCAGAGGGCAGAGGAGGAGCAGAAGAAGAAAGAGGAGGAGGAGAAGAGACAGCAGGAGGAGCAGGAGAAGAAGCUUCUGGAGGAGGAAGCCAAACGACAGAAAGAGGAAGAGGCUGCACAGAUCAAGGAGAAAGAGGAGGCGGAACAGCUCCAGCAGGAGGCGUGGGAGCGACACCACGGCAGAAAGGAGCUGCGCGUGAAGAACCAGCACGCGCCGGAGACGCGUCCCGAGGAGGCCUUCUUCAGCCGCCUGGACUCCAGCCUGAAGAAGAACACGGCGUUCGUCAAGAAGCUCCGCACGCUCACGGAGCAGCAGCGUGGCUCGCUGUCGCAGGACUUCGACUCGCUCAACCUCAGCAAGUACAUCGGCGAAGCCGUGAGCUCCAUGGUGGAGGCCAAGCUGAAGAUCUCGGACGUGGGCUGCGCCGUGCAUCUCUGCUCCCUCUUCCACCAGCGCUACACCGAUUUCGCACCGCAUCUCCUCGCCGCCUGGAAGAGACACUUCGAGGCCAGGAAGGAGGAGAAGACGCCAAACGUGAGCAAACUACGAACCGACCUGCGCUUCAUCGCCGAGCUCACCAUCGUGGGUCUGUUCACGGAUAAAGAAGGGCUGUCGCUCAUCUACGAGCAGCUGAAGAACAUCAUCGGCGCCGACCGAGAGACGCACACUCACGUUUCCGUCAUCAUCAGCUUCUGCAAGCACUGCGGAGACGAUAUCGCCGGGCUGGUGCCGCGGAAGGUCAAGAACGCGGUGGAGAAGUUCAGCUCGUCCUUCCCUCCCAGUCAGAUCAUUAAUGCGGAGAAACAGCAGCCGUUCCAAAACCUGCUGAGAGAAUAUUUCACCUCUCUCACCAAACACCUGAAGAAAGACCACCGAGAGCUGCAGAACAUCGAGAGGCAGAACAGGCGUAUCCUGCACUCUAAAGGAGAGCUCAGCGAGGACAGACAUAAGCAGUACGAGGAGUUCGCCACCUCCUAUCAGAAGCUGCUGGCGAACACGCAAACGCUGGCCGAUCUGCUGGACGAGAACAUGCCUGAACUUCCUCUGGACAAAUCCAUCCAGGAAGAACACGGUCCGGGCAUCGAUAUCUUUACGCCGGGGAAACCGGGAGAGUACGAUCUGGACGGAGGGAUCUGGGAGGAUGAGGACGCGCGUAACUUCUACGAGAACAUGGUGGAUCUGAAGGCGUUUGUUCCUGCUAUCCUCUUCAAGGACAACGAGAAGAGCAGCCAGACCAGCAAAGAGGGACGAGAGGGAAACAGCACUGAGGAGUGGGAGAUGGAGUUGGAAGCGCUGGACAUCACUGAUGAGCCGAUAGAUCUGGACGUAGCCGACGAGGCCGAAACUGAAGAACUGGCCAAAAAGUUACUGGAUGAGCAAGAGGGACGAGAGGGAAACAGCACUGAGGAGUUGGAGAUGGAGUUGGAAGCGCUGGACAUCACUGAUGAGCCGAUAGAUCUGGACGUAGCCGACGAGGCCGAAACUGAAGAACUGGCCAAAAAGUUACUGGAUGAGCAAGAGCAGGAGGAUGAGGAGGCCAGCACCGGCUCUCAUCUCAAACUCAUCGUGGACGCUUUCAUCCAGCAGCUCCCAAACUGCAUCAACAGAGACCUGAUUGACAAGGCUGCUAUGGAUUUCUGCAUGAACAUGAACACCAAGUCCAACCGCAGGAAGUUGGUUCGAGCUCUUUUCACGGUGCCCAGACAGAGGCUGGAUCUGUUGCCGUUCUACGCUCGUCUGGUGGCCACUCUGCACCCGUGUAUGUCUGACGUGGCAGAAGACCUCAGCUCAAUGCUCAAAGGAGAUUUCAGAUUUCACGUGACAUUGACUGCUGAAUCUUUGUAUUGGGGUCAUGAUGAUAUUUCAGCAUCUCUAACGCUGUGUGUGUUUGUGCAGAUGCUGCUGUCUGAUUUCUCUCACCAUCAUAUCGAGAUGGCCUGCACACUGCUGGAGACGUGUGGACGCUUUCUCUUCCGCUCACCGGAGUCUCACCUGCGCACGAGCGUCUUACUGGAGCAAAUGAUGCGUAAGAAGCAGGCUCAGCAUCUGGAUGUGCGUUAUGUGACGAUGGUGGAGAACGCCUAUUACUACUGCAACCCGCCGCCGAUGGAGAAGACGGUGCGCAAGAAGAGGCCGCCGCUGCAGGAGUACAUCCGCAAACUCCUCUACAAAGACCUGUCCAAGGUCACCACUGAGAAGGUGUUGAGGCAGCUGAGGAAGCUGCCCUGGCAUGAUGCUGAUGAGAAGAGUUACCUGAUCUGCUGCAUGAUCAACAUCUGGAACGUCAAGUACAACAGCAUCCACUGCGUGGCCAACCUGCUGGCAGGACUGGUGGCGUAUCAGGAGGAUGUGGGCAUUCAUGUGGUGGACGGCCUGCUGGAGGACAUCCGCCUCGGCAUGGAGGUGUGUGUGUGUGUGUGUGUGUGUGAGUGUGAGUGUUUGGAGAAAGACGGCCGCUCCUCCAGCGCCAUGGGCGAGAACGAGCCUCUGGAUGAGGAUGAUGAUGAUGAUGACGACGAGGGAGGAGCCGAGACCGAGGAGCAGUCUGGAAACGAGAGCGAGAUGAAUGAACCCGAGGAGGAGGAGGGCUCAGACAAUGAGGAAGAAGAGCGUGAGGAGGAAGAGGAGAACACCGACUAUCUGACCGACUCCAACAAAGAGAACGAGACGGAUGAAGAGAACAACGAGGUCACUCUCCGCAGCGGAGGACUCAAACACGUGGCGUGUGCCGAGGACGAGGACUUCAUCCAGGCGCUGGACAAAAUGAUGCUGGAAAACCUGCAGCAGCGCAGUGGAGAGGCAGUGAAGGUCCAUCAGCUGGAUGUGGCCAUACCCCUCCAGUUAAAGAGCCAGCUGAAGAAAAGCCCGGCCCCCUCCUGCGACGCAGACACAGACAUCAGCGACACCAUGCAGUUCGUCAUGCUCACACGCAAGGGCAACAAACAGCAGUUUAAGAUCCUGAACGUGCCGCUGUCGUCUCAUCUGGCGGCAAAUCACUUCAGCCAGCAGCAGGUGGAGCAGGAGGAGCGCAUGCGCAUGAAGAAGCUGACGCUGGACAUCAACGAGCGGCAGGAGCAGGAGGACUAUCAGGAGAUGAUGCAGUCACUCGCUCAGAGACCCGCUCCCGCAAACACCAACAGAGAGCGCCGGCCGCGAUACCAGCACCCUAAAGGAGCCCCGAACGCGGACCUCAUAUUCAAGACUGGCGGCAGGAGACGCUGAUGAUGUAAGACUGAGCAAACGAGUCAAAGAGAGACAUGGAGAGAUGGACAGCGGUGCUGCUCUGGGACGGAGACAGCGUCACCACGGCAACCAGAGACGAGCCGCAUCAGCUGGUGGACACGGAUGGGAACACACACACACACACACACACACACAUAUAUAUAUAUAUACACACGCUGGGCUGAAAUGUCUCAGCAUGGACACACAGGAUGGAGGUGGUUUUAUUUUGCCAGGAACCGCUUGAUGGUUCGAUAGCGAGCGAACGGAGACUCUAACGGAGGAAAACUCAAGUGUUGUUGUUCUUCAGACAAACUUUGGGACGUGUUCUGAUCUUUCUCCUGAUGUUUUUUCUCACCGAGCGAGACGUGCAUGGGCUGAACGCAGCUGCUAACACGUUCGCGGUUGCAGUAAAGUGACUUUCUGUGACCGUGAGAAUGCUUGUUUGUGUCUGUGCUCUCUAAAAACACUCACCAGCUUGUUUUACAGCCGUCGUGAGACAGAUGCAGUCGAGCCGGACGCAAACACGCGCCUGUGGGAGGACUGGUAACGUGCACGUCAGUUUAUCUGCUGAAGGCCUGUUAGUUUGGGACCCUUUUAAGCAUCUUUAAACUACAAAUAUUGAGAGAAACAACUUAAAUCGCCCCCAGAGGCUGUUUUAGUACAUGGUUUGCAGCUCAUCCUGUCUAUACACGUUAUUAAAAUUCAUAAAACCACAACAUGAUUAAAAUCAGCUUGACAAAUGUACUUUAAAUAUUACCGUAAUGAGAUAUUAAAAAUGAUUUUUCAAUGCAAAAAAAAGUAUUUUCUUUCUAUACUUCUUAAUGCAUAGAUUUUGUGCGGUUUCUGAUUUAGUACUUUCCUCUUCUCUGUGUUUUUCAUUUGUACCGUGCUUCGAAUUUGUGAUUUUUCUAGUCUUUUCAUUGACCCGACUGAUUAAAUGUCAUGCUUGGUGAACGUUUGUGAAUCUCUAAAUCCCUGUUUUGCAUCUAAUGUGUUCCGAGUUCAACAUUAUCUGUAACGUUCAGUUGCAACUGAACCAUGAUGGGUUUAAUCGAAUUUAUUCAGAAACAAUCACUGAAAAUGAAAGAUCUUCACCAAUGCAAGAACAUUUACAUUUACUCAAGGAGGUGGAAAUAAACUGUUGCUUUGUUUCCUGUGUGCAUGUGUUUAUAGUGGCGUCACAUGUUCACAAUCAUGCAUUCGGAGUCCUUCAAUAACUGCUUCAAUGGAAGCAAAAACCGGAGUCGUGAAAAAAAAAAAAACUAAAAGCAUACAUACACUAACACUCGUGCUCAUUCACACUGGAAUCCACAUUACAUACACUACAGGUGAAAUACAACAGCGUGUGAUUGGUGGUGAUUUCAGUCCCCUGUGACUAACAACAUGUUCCAGAUCUAGAUUUGGAUGGCUUUGGUUUAGUGUAGGAGGAACUAAACUUACAUUUACGAGACCUUCUGCAUGUUUGAAGAGAAAGAUCUCCACCUGACAACCAACGUCCAAACCCACAAUUCAACAUCCAGAGAGCAAAAAUACAACAUUAUCAUACACACUACCUGCUGAGAGACCACAUGUGAGAUUUUGCUCUAGGAAGACCCUUGAGGUAUUUCUUGCAUACAGUCUGGGUUCUUCAGAAAUAAC